Olea europaea var. sylvestris is the source of this 516-nucleotide messenger RNA. Its product is annotated as mitochondrial thiamine diphosphate carrier 2-like. The record is from RefSeq and is a predicted model, not a curated record. The annotation marks the transcript as partial. Gene Ontology annotation, biological process: thiamine pyrophosphate transmembrane transport. The transcript is spliced from 2 exons. Gene Ontology annotation, cellular component: mitochondrial inner membrane. Gene Ontology annotation, molecular function: thiamine transmembrane transporter activity. Lineage: Eukaryota; Viridiplantae; Streptophyta; Magnoliopsida; Lamiales; Oleaceae.
UCGGAUGGUAGCCGAACUGAUUACACCCUUUCAAGCUUCCAGCUCUUUCUUUGUGGAUUAGCUGCCGGGACGAGUGCUAAAGCAGUCUGUCAUCCGUUAGAUGUGGUCAAAAAGAGGUAUCAGAUUGAAGGUCUACAAAGGGAUCCAAGAUAUGGAGCUCGUGUAGAGCAUCACGCGUACAAAAAUAUGUAUGAUUCCCUCCGACAAAUUUUGCUCACGGAAGGCUGGGCCGGACUUUAUAAGGGCAUUGUCCCAUCAAUUGUCAAAGCUGCACCUGCUGGUGCUGUAACAUUUGUUGCAUUUGAGUCCAUGUCUGAUUGGUUAGAGUCGGUUUUAAAUUGAAUUUAACCAUUUUUUUGGGGGCCUCUCGUCACCUAGUUCUUUUUGGUUUCAUAUUCUUUUGCUCAUCUCAAUAGAGCCCCUCGUAGAGAAGUGUGGCAAGUGUCAUAUUAUUUGAUUGUUGGAUUAUUCACAGGGCAUUAUUCAUAGUACAAAAGACUCAAUUAGCAGAUCGAA